AUGUUCAAUUCCAAAUUAUCCUUUCUGAUUUUACUUCUUCUAUUACCCCUAUCAUCAUCAUCAUCAUCUCCAGAAGCAAUUCAGGGUUUAGUCGAACGUUUGGAUACCCAAAGACCAUCUCCAUUCUUACAAGAAUCUGCUGCUAAAGCUCUUCUUAGAAGAUUGCUUCCUACCCAUUUGUCCAGUUUUGAAUUCAAGAUACUCUCCAAGGAUGCUUGUGGUGGAUAUAGCUGCUUUUGGAUAACGAAUUAUGAGAAUUCAAGCAACAAGUCCGCAGAGAUAACGGUCCAAGGCACUACAGCAGUUGAAAUCGCGUCCGGCCUCCAUUGGUACUUAAAGUAUUGGUGUGGUGCUCAUGUUUCCUGGGACAAAACUGGUGGCAUUCAGAUAGCUUCUAUCCCUCCUACCGGCAACUUGCCACUUGUAAAAAAAGACGGAAUUAUGAUUCAACGUCCGGUUCAAUGGAACUACUACCAGAAUGUUGUCACUUCUAGUUAUUCGUACGUUUGGUGGGAUUGGGAAAGAUGGGAGAAGGAGAUUGAUUGGAUGGCACUUCAAGGAAUUAACCUACCUCUUGCAUUUACCGGCCAAGAAACCAUCUGGCAGAAAGUUUUUAUGGAUUUUAAUAUAAGUGCUCAAGAUUUGAACAAUUUUUUCGGUGGACCAGCUUUUCUUGCGUGGGCUCGGAUGGGAAACUUACAUGCAUGGGGUGGACCUUUAUCUCAGAACUGGCUAGAUCAACAGUUGGCGUUGCAAAAACAAAUCUUAUCUCGGAUGAUUGAGUUAGGAAUGACUCCAGUGCUCCCUUCAUUUUCCGGAAAUGUUCCGGCUGCACUAAGAGAGAUUUUCCCAUCUGCAAAUAUCACUAGGCUUGGAGAUUGGAACACUGUUGAUGGUAAUCCUCGGUGGUGCUGUACUUACCUUCUAGAUCCUUCCGAUCCUUUAUUUAUACAAAUUGGGGAGGCGUUCAUAAAACGACAGAUCAAAGAAUAUGGAGAUGUGACCGAUAUCUAUAACUGCGAUACGUUCAACGAGAAUUCACCUCCAACAAGUGAUCCUGCAUAUAUUUCAUCUCUUGGUUCUGCUGUUUACAAAGCAAUGUCCAAAGCAGAUAAGGACGCAGUCUGGCUUAUGCAGGGCUGGUUAUUCUAUUCAGACUCAUCGUUCUGGAAACCACCACAAAUGAAAGCACUUUUACAUUCCGUUCCAUUUGGGAAAAUGAUAGUUCUUGAUCUAUUUGCUGAUGUCAAACCCGUAUGGGAAUCGUCCUCUCAAUUCUACGGCACUCCUUAUGUGUGGUGUAUGUUACACAACUUUGGAGGGAACAUCGAGAUGUAUGGUGUAUUGGAUGCACUUGCAUCGGGUCCUAUCGAUGCACGUAUCAGCGAAAAUUCGACUAUGGUUGGUGUUGGGAUGUGCAUGGAAGGAAUAGAACACAAUCCCGUUGUCUACGAGUUGAUGCCCGAAAUGGCUUUUCGAAAGGAUAAAGUUCGAGUUGAGGAAUGGUUGAGAGUCUAUUCUCGUAGACGUUACGGUAAAUCAGUCAAACAAGCCGACGCAGCGUGGGAAAUUCUUCAUCGAUCCAUAUAUAAUUGUAGCGACGGGAUUGCGGACCACAACACGGAUUACAUCGUUAAGUUUCCGGAUUGGGACCCAUCAUUGAACACCUACUCUACCUUCUCAAAACAGAACCGUACACCAAGCUUCAUCACGACGCAUAGAAAUCGAAGGUUCAUUUUAACUGAAACACAAUCUACCUUACCCCAACCGCAUCUUUGGUACUCGACUCGUGAUGCCAUCAACGCGUUAAAGCUAUUCAUAGAUGCGGGCCAAGAUCUUGCCGGGAGCCUCACUUACAGGUACGACUUGGUCGAUCUAACACGACAAGUGUUAUCAAAGCUUGCAAAUCAAGUCUAUUUAGAUGCUAUCAUAGCUUUCCAACACAAGGAUGCGAAAGCUUUGAAGUCUCAUAGCCAAAAGUUCGAGCAACUCAUCAUCGACAUCGAUGAACUUCUUGCUACGGAUGAUAACUUCCUUCUUGGGACGUGGCUCGAAAGCGCAAAAAAGCUAGCUUUAAAUCCUAGUGAGAAACGGCAGUAUGAGUGGAAUGCAAGAACACAAAUAACGAUGUGGUACGAUACGACAAAAACGAACCAGAGCCAGCUUCAUGAUUACGCAAACAAGUUUUGGAGCGGAUUAUUGGUAGACUACUAUCUCCCACGAGCUUCGAUGUAUUUCAACCGUUUGUCUGAAAGCUUGAGAGAAAACACGAGAUUCAAGAUAGUCGAAUGGAGAACGGAAUGGAUUUCGUACUCGAACAAAUGGCAACAAGAUACAAAGCUUUACCUUGUGAAGGCCCAAGGGGAUGCACUAGCGAUUUCGACGUCACUUUUUCAGAAGUAUUUCGGGUAAGUUUAUCGUUCUACAUCGAUGGGAAACCCGAAAACAAGUAGCUGGAAACAUACUCUGCUCAACCAGCGAAAGAAAAAGGUGACAAGGGCGUCUAAGUUACAUUUUGAAAGUAUGGGGUGGUUUUUGGCAAGUUCAGAAAUGAGUGGAACUUUGUGAAGAAAAUUCAAAUUACCUCCAGUGUACAUGGAAAACCUCUGUUAGAUGUGUUGAAGUGAUAUUUGCUGUUUCAGUCCCUGUAUUUUGCAAUAAGUCAGUGGCUGGUCCCUGAGGUGUUAAAAAAUACUUGGCAGGCCAUGGAUCAUUGUUUUUAGUUGUUUUUGCAAUAAAAAGUAAGUACUGAUAAAUAACC
This is a messenger RNA of Cynara cardunculus var. scolymus (artichoke), 2761 nucleotides long. Its product is annotated as alpha-N-acetylglucosaminidase. Lineage: Eukaryota; Viridiplantae; Streptophyta; Magnoliopsida; Asterales; Asteraceae. Bases 1 to 2412 code for a protein of 803 amino acids. The transcript is spliced from 19 exons. The record is from RefSeq and is a predicted model, not a curated record.